AAAGAUUGACACAUAUGGCUAGCUGCUCUAGCUCCUCUUAUUUUUUAAUUUAAAGUUUUAACCUCAGCCUCAACGUCUCAAGUCUCAACUCAACCUGUACCUGUGUGUUUGGGUGAUGAUUAUUAUUAUGUCUUGUACUACUACAAUGGAGGUGGAGAAGGAAGGCAUACGGAUACAGCAGCAAUGGAUGAGAGAGCAGCAGCAGCAGCCGCGAGGCAAGAUUUUCAAGGGCUCGUGGGGCCCGCUGCAGCGGCGCAUUCGCCAUGGAGAACUGGAGAUGGAGGAACAUCUUCAUUCCUCAAGGAAAGGAAAGGAAAGAACAUUGAAGUGAAAAUUAAUAGAGAUGGAUUCGAUUGGAUUGUAUUGGAGUUCAAACACAUAUUGUGCCUCCUAGGGCUAGGGCUAGGAGAGCACUUUCAAUACCAGUUCCAUGCAUCCGAAGUCGCAGCUAUUUUUGCUGAGGAAGAUUCCUUGGAAUUUGUUAUUAGUAUGUCUGAAUCAGCUGCCCAUAAAGAGGUCUCCUCUUCAGUUUCAGGUGACAAACCUUAUGAAGAUUUACAAAGAUUUCAAGAUUUAGCAUUAGAAGUUUGUGUGAAGAUAACUUCAGAGGAAAAUUUAUCUGCUUAUCAAAAAUUGAUAGCAACGGUUGACAAGGAAUUAAGGGAUCCAGGAGAAGCCGCAUCAAGUUCUAGUGGAUGAAAACUUUGCAUCUCCAGCACCAGUUCAAACAGUUGCCGAUCUCAUUUUGUCUAAGAUAGCUAAAGUACAUCGUGUCUCUCAGGAUAUCAAGUCUCUUAGAUCAAUGCCCAAGUUGCCUACUAAUUCCUCUGUUUGUGCUUGUGGUGAUGCUGACUGUAU
Messenger RNA from Quercus robur (English oak), 858 nucleotides. RefSeq lists its product as uncharacterized. The record is from RefSeq and is a predicted model, not a curated record. Bases 184 to 699 code for a protein of 171 amino acids. NCBI's taxonomy places the organism in Eukaryota, Viridiplantae, Streptophyta, Magnoliopsida, Fagales, Fagaceae. The transcript has 3 exons.